This is a messenger RNA of Tuber aestivum (summer truffle), 2044 nucleotides long. The record is from the annotation of a GenBank genome assembly. Lineage: Eukaryota; Fungi; Ascomycota; Pezizomycetes; Pezizales; Tuberaceae.
AUGCCACAGUCGAACCCAACUGAAAACGCGGGGCCCAAAACGAGGCUAGGGCCCACCCUCAGGGCAGGAAUUAAGAAAAGGACAAAGUCGAGAGGGAAUGUAAGCCAUGACAGUCCCAAGAAGUAUUUCCUAUCAGGCCAGUUCUCCAUAUUUUAAAAUAAACCAAGUGUCUCAGCAGCUUAAGGGAUACCAUCGCAGGUGAAAAAAGAAGAAUGACAUUUAGGGACCAUUUGCUUACCACCGCUUUGUUCCGUUUCACUCCAUUUUCACCUACAAAUACUGUUACUUAUCCGUUGCUUAACGGUCAUUUUGUAUGGCAAAACGGAACGGCCGUAUCCAAACAUACCUUUAGCUCUCUUCCCGGUGGUCUGCAAUGAUGGUCCCGUUUGAUGGCUGAUUCUGUGGUUAUGGCACAUGUUGUUUGGGGGGAAUAUAUCUUGGAGCGAUUUAUUUGACUAAUACAAUUCUUUGUGAGUACCCUAGGGGGGUGGAUCCGAUUGUUCUGUCCGCUGUCAAUGGGUUCGGGAUAAAGAACCGAAAGAGCCAAGACUCUCACUGAACAUCAUUGGGCCUGUUAUCUACGGCGGUAUUACCCAGAGCUGUGUGACAAGGCCGGGCAUUAACCAGAGUGGUUCAAAGCAAUCGCAACGCGAUGGAACAGACAAUAGCCCUGUGGGUAGCCCUGCUUGUUACUUUUAUGGAUGCCUGCGUUGACCUUUGUACCGUUAUGGUGAUACGAUAGACUCCCGUGCGCCGUGAGCGUGGCACCGUAGAGGAGGGAUCGGAGGUUGAACGCCACAGGGAGGGCUCGCGCGCCUCUUGGCAAGAUACCUAUGCCCAGAUGGACAACAGAGCCAAAUGGGUGCUUGCUAGCGGUCGCCGUGUGGAAAAUGUCAUCUAUGAGGCUUGCGAGGCGAUGGACUUCGUCACAUUUGCCUCUGUUCCUGCUCAAUUGUUCAUCCUCGAUACAUCAGAUCCCGAGGUCCAGGGCUGGUUCAGUGAGGAUGAAUGGAACGAGAUAACGGCAAGACUAUCCCCUUUGCCAGGUCCCGACCAAACGCUAGUGGAUUCAUUCAACAGAUUCUAUCCCGUCAAUACAACAACCAUGCUCCGCGAGGCCCUUAAGUCAGGCCUGAUCCCUGACGGCGCGACCUACGAUCAAACCCUUCAUUCUACUUUGCAAUGGGCUGAGACGGCAAUCCGCAAAUUGUAUGUAUUCCUACUUUUCUUUUCUCCUUUUUCUCCUUUUUUGCUCCCAUUUUUCUCCCCCUUUCAAAGGGUCCCUGUGCAGAGGCAAUAACUUAUACCCCACCCCAUUCCCAUCAGCUUAAUGCUCCUUGAAGCACCCAACGAUCCGCUUAUCCAAUCACACCUAGAAAGCUGGUACGGCUACAACAUCUGGUCCGACAUCCUCGACGCUGGCCUCCUAGACCUCAAGGGCAUGACCAUAGAGCGCAAGAAACCCACUUGUGACUCUUCCACCCAGUGCAGCAACCGCCAGAGGCUGAAGUCCACAGAGAGUAUAAAACUCGGGAACCGCCUUGACGGGAUUAUCCGCACCUUGGGGCACGCCCCUCUCGUGUACGGCGGGAUGGAAGCUGGGGCAACCAUAACUGGCGGUGUGACGGCACCGAGGCGGCUCGGCGACAAUUUCAAACUUGUUAAAUGCUUGCGAGACAUGCUCUCCCAGUUGCAUGAGGAAGUGAAUGGUGACUCGAGUAUCACGCGACUUGUGCAGGUUGUUGGGAUCUUCACGUCGGGGUUGGCGCUGCAGUAUGCUCUCUUAGGACACCCCGGGGUUGGGUAUGUAUGUUUGCUCCAGAGGGAGCCGGUGGUUCAUAUGCCAGACUCUGUCGAGAGGCUUCCGGAGCUUCUUAGGAUGCUUGUGGUGGUUGCACAGAUAAAGGAGGUGAUCAAACUGUCGUAUGACGCGGUACAGAAGAAGUAUCUAGCACUAAGCGGGAGCGCUUUUCGUGCUUUUUUGGUUAGCGGCAACGCCAUGAGGAGCAAGGCAACGUUAGGCUGGAUGGCUAGCGCCCCGUGA